Molecule: messenger RNA, 2632 nt
Organism: Achroia grisella
Lineage: Eukaryota; Metazoa; Arthropoda; Insecta; Lepidoptera; Pyralidae
Product: host cell factor-like
Exons: 13
Coding region: 181-2001 (606 amino acids)
Biological process (GO): regulation of DNA-templated transcription; chromatin remodeling
Cellular component (GO): histone methyltransferase complex
Molecular function (GO): protein binding; transcription coactivator activity
Source: RefSeq, a predicted model, not a curated record
AAAAAAAAAAACGACGCCAACUUGGCACUAUGGUGUAGUCGUCAAUUUUAAUUCUAAUUUGUCAAAACCUUCAUAAUUUUCUUUAUUAUUAAUUAAAAUGGUCUUUAAUUUUAUUUGAUUGCUGUUUCAACUUCAAUGUUUAUUUGUAAUACGUAAUUGUGCAUUACUAUUUCUUUUAAAAUGGAAUCGGAUUCUGGUUUGCAAUGUGAUGCUCCCGAUGGCGCGGAAGUAUCUCCCUUAGCCGCAAUCCAGGCCGCAGAUACAGCAGAAUUAGCUGAAAAUAAUGUAUCUAGCCAUGAAUCUGAAGCUGCUAACGCUGAAGAAUCAGUGGCAAAUGGGGGUGCUCCAACAAGUAGCAGCGAUGCUUUGGACCUAGAGACUGGUCCACCAUUAGCUGAUACUGAGGAUCUGCCUGCUACUGAACAAGGCAACCCAGAAGAAGAAAUGGAUAUUGAUGAUACUACUACUGGGACUGUUGCUGAUGAAUCUGCUUACAUAGGAGAUAAUUGUCUAUCUACACCAGUAGCCACAGAAGAUAAUUCACCUCAAGAGAUUGACCACCAGCUAGAACCAAUAAUAAAAGAGCAGGGCCUAGAUGAAACUGAAGGUGUAGGUGCUGUAGCUGAGGAAUCUCCUGAUCAGUCAAUAAGCUCUGCUAUGCCUAUUGAUAGUGCUGUAUGUGAAGGAGAUGGAGCUCCAAUAGCUCAAGACGACGAAUCAAGUACAAUGGAUGAAGAUAUGGGUGGUGGGGAAGGUGUCGCCAGUAGUGACGACGUCAAUGACAUAAGUAGUGCUGCACAAGAGUCAAUCAGUACAGGGAUUAGUUCAAGCACAGCGGAGGGAGGAGCCGAUAUUAGCAGCAGUGGUCAAAGUGAAGCGACUCUCAUAUCGUCAACAGCCAAUGGCCCAGCAGUAUUGCACUCUUUUUCUCUGACUCCACAGCAACAGCAUACUAACGAGUUUUUGAACUUUUUGUCAUCUAGGUUCGGUGAUGCCGACACUUCUGAAAUGGAGGGCACCGCCGACACAAUGCCAACAGUAAGCGAGUCUAUGCCGCUACUCACCAUGACGGCAAACGGAUCCGCGUUGCUCUCGCCUACCUUAUUGCAAGGUGAGGAGGGCGGCGCGGGCGGCGUGUCAUCGUCGGUGGCGGCGGGUGCGGCCGAGGGUGCGGCGGAGGCGGAGGGCGCGGAGGGCGCGGUGAGCAGCUCGGUGGCAGCCGGCAACGGUGCGCCACCGCUGCCGCCAACCGACGCUGCGCACGCACUCGCCACGCUCGCCAGCGCUGCGCUCCACCACCACCACGAGCAGGCCGAAUCUGAAGAGUCGAAGCAGCAAAAUGAUGAAGAUGCGUGGUAUACUGUUGGCAUUGUUAAGGGUACCACAUUUACGGUGCAAAACUACAUAUCAGAUCCCAAUGUAGACCUCUCUACCCUAUCACUAGACAAUGUCCCCGAUUUGUCGGGUUUGCCGACUACAACACUCGAGCAUGGUACUGCGUACAAAUUUAGAAUCGCUGCCAUCAAUUCUUGUGGCCGUGGAGAUUUCAGUGAGGAAUCGGCGUUUAAAACUUGCCUACCAGGAUUUCCGGGCGCACCCUCGGCUAUCAAGAUAUCCAAGUCUGUGGAGGGGGCGCACUUGUCAUGGGAGCCGCCUCAGGUGGCAGCUGAAGGAAUCUUUGAGUAUUCCGUUUACCUCGCUGUACGGUCUAAUUCACAACCUAAGGAAGCGUCUAAGUCUCAGCUGGCGUUUGUGCGUGUAUACUGCGGGAAGACGAACACGUGCGUGGUCCCGCAAGCAUCGCUGAGUGCGGCGCACGUAGACUCAUCCACGAAGCCUGCGAUCAUCUUCCGCAUCGCUGCCCGCAACGAAAAGGGCUACGGACCGGCCACGCAAGUCAGGUGGCUGCAAGAUAUAAAGUCUACAGGAGUGAAGAGGGCGGGUGAGGGUAGACUACCCGGCGCCUCACCCUCCAAGCAAACUAAACAAAUAAUACACUAAGUGUUUACCAAUUAAGAAAGCCUUGACUUUUUACGUAGAAUAAUUAUAAUACAUUAGCUAUAUGUACAGUUGAUGAUUAAGUGAAUCUAUUUGUCUUCAGGUGCGGUUAAUAUUUUUUUAUCAACUGAAAUACUUCAUUACGUGAAUUAUUUUCAUUAAAUAAUAUUUCCUAGUGAAAUGUUGUUAACAUUUCUGCAGAUUAUGUUCUUAUUGUGACCUAUGUGUUGAUUUAUAUUUUCGGCAUUCUUAAGCCUACUGAAAGGUAAUCAGAUUGACUGAGAGUAGUAGGUGAGCAUGCAAUUAACAAGAUAAACUUGACUGGGUGCAGUAACUCUGAUGGUAUCAUAUAAAUAACUGUGUCUUUUCUCUUUGCGAUAUGUAAAGAAUGUAGAAAGUACUUUCGUAAUAAAAAAAUAUGUAAAAUUUAUGAACCAAACUUGACCAUAAACAAAAACCUUUAAUAUGUACAUAAUUUAUAGUGCUACACUGUUUUGUAACAAUACUUCCCCAGUUCAGUUCUAUAUUUGUUUCCUAGUAUAUAAUUGUUAUUUAUAUAAUGUUCCGUUAAAACCAAAUGUAUAAUCACUAAAAAGGAAAAUAGGUUAUCGAAAUAAAGAAAUAUCGAAUCGCA